Messenger RNA from Physcomitrium patens, 1054 nucleotides. Its product is annotated as membrane protein PM19L. The record is from RefSeq and is a predicted model, not a curated record. NCBI's taxonomy places the organism in Eukaryota, Viridiplantae, Streptophyta, Bryopsida, Funariales, Funariaceae.
AUGCACCCAUCCGUUAGAUCCGUUGAGGAGGAGGAGGAGGAGGAGCUUGGGCUGUUUGCAAAGCGGCCGCCGUUGUCUGCUCCUCAUAAUAACCCAGUCUGACCCAUCCUUUACUACUCAGUUUGCGCCUAUUGUCUCAGCCUAUUUCCUUCCCUCUAGUUAAUCUGUUAACUGGUUUUUAGAUUUUGAUUUUGUUUGGAUUCUCUGAUCAACUGACAGUUGAGAGAGCUCCUGCAGUCAUCAGCUUGUGGGAUUUUCCUCUCUUUGUUCGGAGCUGUGGUUUGGAGAGCAUGGCGUUUGGAAUGGGCCGGACGUUGCCCGCGCUGGUACUGCUCAUCAACUUUUUCUUGCACCUGAUUUCUGCGUGCUUGGCGGGUUGGGCUCUCAACCGAAACUUGGGUGCCACCAUUGGCAUCGGUGCAGGCCCCAUUGGUAAUGUGGUGACCCCAACCUUUUUGCCCCUGGCGCUCAUUGCUAGCAUGGUGGGUCUAGCCUCAGUUUUUGCUGGAGUUAAUCACUUGCGGGUCUUUCGCAGUGAUAGUUUGUCCUCAGCUGCGUCCACCUCCCUUAUUGCUUGGUUCCUCUCCCUUCUUGCCAUGGGCGUUGCUUGCAAGGAGAUUCACACCGGAGGUAGCAACCGCCAAAAGAGACUGAAAACUUUGGAAGCCUUCACAAUCAUCCUUGCUUUCUUCGAGGUUCUCUACCUCCUGUUAUUACAAGCAGGCUUCUUCAGAACUAGCGAUGAUGGAUAUGACCAAUCCAGGGCUGCGAACGCCAAAACUGGUAUAACAUAUGGCACACCAGCUGCUGCCGCUGUCUAACCUCAACGUUGGAAUGAACCAGUAGAGCAUUCUGAUAGGGGGCCAUUCUGAUAGGGGGCCAUUUUGCAGUCCUUUUGUACUCAUACGACGUUGUAGAAGGGAAAAAAAUUGUAGGCAACAUAGUUAUGCCAUCCUGGCUAUGGAGGAUGUCUCGUAGUUUAUGCUGUAGAUUCCCGUACUCUGUAUCAUUUGUCCUUUAAUUCAUGAAACUGUUGUUCUGCGAUUGGUGUGAA